Danio rerio (zebrafish) is the source of this 1161-nucleotide messenger RNA. The record is from RefSeq. Lineage: Eukaryota; Metazoa; Chordata; Actinopteri; Cypriniformes; Danionidae.
CAGAAAUAUCAGACUGAGGACAGAAACACACCAGCUUUGAAAAAUGGCUCAGACUCUAUAUUUCCCUCUUCUCCUCAUUGCUCUCUGCUCCAUAUCUGAAUGUGUUCAGCGUCAGUAUCACUUUAUCAAUGAGGGGAAGAACUGGACUGAAGCUCAGAGAUACUGCAGAGAGAAUUACACAGAUCUGGCCACUGUUGACAACAUGAACGACUUGAUCCAGCUGAUGAAGAGUGUGAAUGAUGGACGUGUCUGGAUUGGUCUUCAGAGGAUGAGUAAUUGGCAUUGGUCUUCAGGUGAUCCUGUGCUCUUUCUGAACUGGGCAUCUGGACAACCAGCCAGCAUUAGUGACUGUACUGUUAUGUAUAAUGGACAGUGGAUUAAUGAGGCAUGUAGUAACACCCAUUUCUUCAUCUGCUUCCAAAUGAGCGGAGGACUGGUGUUUGUUAAUCAGCUGAUGAACUGGAGAGCUGCUCAGAGUUACUGCAGACAGAAUCACAUUGAUCUGGUCAGUGUGAGGAACCAGAAUGAGAAUCAACAGCUGGAGAAGUUCAUUAAUGACAGAAACUCAUCUGGAUCUGCAGUCUGGAUCGGUCUGUUCAGAGACACAUGGCAGUGGUCGGAUCAGAGCAACUCCUCAUUCAGAUACUGGAGUACUGGUGAACCAAAUAAUGUUGGAGGGAAUGAAGACUGUGCAAUGAUCAGUCAGUAUCCUCAGGGACUAUGGAAUGACAUCCCUUGUCACUUUCAGUUUCCUUUUGUGUGUCAUCAGGAUUUUUUUGUGCUUCAUAAAGAUAAACUGAUUGUGAUCCAGCAGAAUCUGUCGUGGUCUGAAGCUUUGAGAUACUGCAGACAGAAUCAUGUGGAUCUGGUCUCGGUUCAGUCAGUGGAGAUGCAGCGUCGUGUGAUGAACGUGGUUAAACUGGCGUCUACUGAGGCGGUGUGGUUGGGUUUACACAACUUCUGCAGCAUAAACACGUGGCUCUGGGUGAAUGGAGACAUGGUGUGCUAUCAGAACUGGGCUCCAGGGAACGGCAGCACACCGGAAAACUGCAAACUGGAGAACAGAAAAGGAGCAGUUCAGUCUGGAGGAGAUCAGACCUGGAUCAGCCUUCCUGAAUCUCACAGACUCAACUUCAUCUGCACUAACUACUGAGAGAAGAU